Molecule: messenger RNA, 669 nt
Organism: Hibiscus syriacus
Lineage: Eukaryota; Viridiplantae; Streptophyta; Magnoliopsida; Malvales; Malvaceae
Exons: 2
Coding region: 1-669 (222 amino acids)
Source: RefSeq, a predicted model, not a curated record
AUGGAAGAGAAGUCUUCUAUGAAUACUGAUGCUUCUACAAAACUAUUCCCAGCUGCCUCCAGCGAUGCCCAAACUACCAUGACUGAGCUUUUGAUUUCUUUGGGUAUCGAAGCCUUAACCAUAUGUCCGAAGAAGAGCCAAACCGAAAAGCACUGCAAUUUCUGCAUGAUGACUUCAAGCUUUGUUUCCCCAUCACCGGCUUCUAAUUGUAUCCUUGGUGAUUACAUUGGCAUGGAAAGUUGCUUCGAUUUCUAUAGCGACAACCAGGUUUGCGGAGAAAGCCGCGGCAAGAGGGAACAGCCAUGUCCGAGGAGGGUGAAGAAGAGAGAGUUUCCUCCGCCGAUAUCGUGGCUCUGUCGCAUCGAGAACGGAGCAUCUCGCAUGCCAAUGGUUCUGAAAAGAUAUUACACUGACGAUGGGAGGUUAAUUCUUAGAAAAGAGAAGCGUGAGUAUUUGAAGGCUCAUCGAUCCAAUGGUCGUUUAACAUUGCAUCUUGUUCCCUUAAAUGACAUUGAUGAAGAAGAGGAAGAGGAUGUUAUUCCCUUAGGUGACAUUGAUGAAGCAAAGGAAGAGGAUCCACCCAAAGUUUUCGACAGCAACCGUUGCAGUAACAUUGCUGAAACUUUGCUUAAAGAAAAUGAGCAAAUUUUUAUCAAAACCACCCGCUAA